Molecule: messenger RNA, 2073 nt
Organism: Corticium candelabrum
Lineage: Eukaryota; Metazoa; Porifera; Homoscleromorpha; Homosclerophorida; Plakinidae
Product: GATA-binding factor 1-A-like
Exons: 5
Coding region: 185-1717 (510 amino acids)
Biological process (GO): cell fate commitment; positive regulation of transcription by RNA polymerase II; negative regulation of transcription by RNA polymerase II
Molecular function (GO): DNA-binding transcription factor activity, RNA polymerase II-specific; zinc ion binding; RNA polymerase II cis-regulatory region sequence-specific DNA binding
Source: RefSeq, a predicted model, not a curated record
UUCGACAUACUGGCGCCACGACCUGUCGGUUCUCGCCAUCCUGGCGCUCGGUCGUAAUUCGCUCACAAACUCGCGCACAGUCGGGCCUCGACAUCGUGUCGCUUUCCUCUCGUUCCGUCGUUGUCCUGCCGUCUCGUCUCCGUCUCAGCGAUUCACGUGAGGAGUUUGGGUUGGUGGUGUUGUCAUGGAGCGGUCUGCAUGGUUGCAUCCUGCGCUGGACUACCCAAGCUGCCAGUUCAAUCAAUACGGUGGAGUGAGCGGCCUUAGCGGUAUGGCUCCGGGAGCUUGGAGUGAGUGUGAGGACAGAGGAACGAGCAGCAGCAGCAACAACAGUCUGACAAGCCACUUGCCCAUGUCUCUGACUCAUUCAGCAUUCACUUCAGUUUCUGCUCGCACUCCUCAAGGGUAUCUGCACUCUCAGGGCAGUCUGGCGGCGGCGAAUUCUGCACGUUUUGUCUCGCCGUUUGCAAAGCCAAGCGUGGAAUCGACCCAGGGAGGGUACAAACCCCAUAUCUAUAAGCCAUGGAUGCAGGCAGCACCAGGUGUCCUUCCACCCUGCCAGUCGGCUGCUACGCCAUACAAUCUACAUCCGUGGCCCAACAGCUUCUCGCCGAGUCCCGCGUUUCGUCCUCCUCACACGACGGAAACGCCUCACUUGAACUCGUCAUUUCCUCCAUCACCUAAAGCGUCAACUGACGAGGACCGAUCUCCAUCUGUUCAGAGCCGCAGCGCACCGCAGUCGGCCAACGUUCCGGCAUGCUCCAACAGCGUCUUCAACUUUCCGUCGAGCAUGAUGUCUCCGAUGGAUGAGAAGCCAACAAGCGAGGGCCUGGAAACGGGUUCGCAAGGGAACGGGUUCAGACUCAAUCCGUUGCCGUUCAAUAACCGUCCUCCUGCAGGUUGCUACUACUCUGCUUCGCAGUCGACGCUUCCCACGCCUCCUCCUCUCUAUUUCAGUGCGGAUGCAGUCGCUUCUUCUCAGGGGGUGUUCCCUCCGCCACAUCCGAGCAGCUUCGUCUUGCAGGACGGUGGAGUGAUGAGACCGAAACCGCGUCCAAACCGCAAUAGCUGUGGCUUUAUUCCUUGUGUAGAUGGCCGGGAAUGCAUCAAUUGUGGCGCCUCACAGACGCCACUCUGGCGAAGAGAUGGCACAGGACAAUACCUUUGCAAUGCGUGUGGCCUGUAUUGCAAGAUGAAUGGCGCUAAUCGGCCUCUAGUGAAGCCCAAACGUCGCCUGUCUGCUACCAAGAGGCUGGGCACAAGCUGUGCAAAUUGUCAGACAACACAGACAACACUGUGGCGCAGAAACGAGAAGGGAGAACCGGUGUGCAAUGCGUGUGGCCUUUACUACAAGCUACACAAAGUCAACCGUCCUCUUAGCCUCAAGAAGGACUGCAUUCAGACUCGUAAUCGCAAACUCUCUUCAAAGAAGAAGAGUAGACCAAUGGAGUCGGCGGCAAACUCUUUUUCAGGCAUUCAUUCAUCCAUUUCACCGCUGACACAACCUGAAAUGAGUCACUACUCAUUGAGUGCGUCCGCCGCCGCAUCAAUGGCAGUCGCACAGUCGGCACUUCAACGUACAGGAACUCUUCCAUCCCUCCCUGUCACCAUCUCUUCUGACCUCUCAAGUGACCCGUUCGGAAAACUCGUCGCUCUCUCAAACAUAGCAAGACUGGAAGGUCCGACUCCGGCGGCUCUAGCCAACUGUGCUGCAUAAACAGUCGACUACUGAAUGGAUACACGGAUCAGACUUCAUUUGGGUUUCUAUAUAUUGAACUUACUAGCAAUGGGAUUGCAUGCUGACCUAACCCUUUUUUGUUGUGUUCCGUAGCUAGUCUAUACGGUUAUGCCCUUUCCAGGAUAGUCAGUUUUAUUCAUGCAGAUUCAGGCACCUUCCCGGUAGCUGCAGAAUCAUGUUUUGUACUCAGACUCGUCGUCGCUGAUGCAGAAUGCACCUGGCAGAACUUCGAUGCAGAUAUACGGAAGUAGCGCAGUUUCUAAGCCAUGUUUUAUACGGGUGUUCGUAAGUUAAUUAAAUCAUUGCUGUAUAUAAGUGAACAAGACUGUAAAAAC